Mytilus trossulus (common blue mussel) is the source of this 1832-nucleotide messenger RNA. Its product is annotated as amidase-like. Lineage: Eukaryota; Metazoa; Mollusca; Bivalvia; Mytilida; Mytilidae. The record is from RefSeq and is a predicted model, not a curated record. Gene Ontology annotation, molecular function: catalytic activity. The transcript has 12 exons. Bases 200 to 1732 code for a protein of 510 amino acids.
UAUGUCUUCGUAACCAUUUAAAUAUCCUGAUUUUAUUUAAAGUCGAAUGUACAUGUAUGUAUUUCCAUUUUGAUAAAUAAACAACUAUAAGCGUAGCACAUGCGCCGAUAGUAUAAACUGUGUCAAUAAUUCAACUAAGUUGAUAUCAUUGAGAGAGGAAAAGACCUUAGUAUUUCUGGAGAUAUAGUCCGAAAGAGCAAUGGCAUCAGGAACACAAGAUUUAUAUAAAAGCCCUGUUUGCCAAAAACCCAAUCUGGAUGAAUUAAAGCAAAUAGACGCUGAUUUGAGAUUAAAGUUAUCCGAUGAAGACCUCAAGGAAAUGCAUGACAAUUUUCAAGGACUUAUAAGCUCUUUGCAAAGACUAAAUGAGAUUCCUGAACCACAACUUCCUGUCAAAUACCCGAGGACUCCCGGGUACAGUUCCGAAGACGAUGCCUGGUAUUGGAAAUGUGACAUCAAAGGUGCAGCGAAAGGUAAACUGGCAGGUAAGACGAUUGGCAUCAAAGACAAUGUAGCUGUUGCUGGAGUACCAAUGAUGAAUGGAUCGAAAAUACUAGAGGGAUACACACCGGAGUUUGACGCAACCAUCAUCACCAGAAUACUUGAUGAAGGAGGUAAUAUUGUUGGAAAGACUGUUUGUGAAGAUAUGUGUUACAGUGUACUGAGCUGCACAGCAUCUACUGGCCCUGUUAAGAAUCCAAUUGACAGUAAGCUUUCUGCCGGGGGAUCCAGUUCCGGAAGUGCUGCUCUACUCGGAAGAAAGGAGAUUGAUUUAGCUAUAGGAGGUGAUCAAGGAGGGUCUAUACGUAUUCCUUCGAGUUGCUGUGGAACCGUAGGAUUAAAGCCUACAUUUGGUUUGGUACCUUACACGGGAAUAGCAUCACUAGAAUCGACAUUGGAUCAUGUAGGACCGAUGGCCAGAACAGUCACCGAUUGCGCACUUCUCCUUGAAGUAAUCGCUGGGUAUGACGAAGGACGUGACCCCAGACAAAUUCCAAAUAUAGCAAUACCUCAGUAUUCACAAUUGAUUGAUGCUGGUAUAAAAGGCUUAAAGAUUGGUUUAGUUAAAGAAGGAUUUGAGACCCCAGUAAUGGAAGCAGAUGUGGCUGAGAUUGUCGAGGGAGCUGCACAUAAAUUGAGAGGAGCUGGCGCUACAGUUGAGGAAACCAGUAUACCUCUACAUAAUGAUGGAAUAAAGAUCUGGCACCCAAUUGCACUGCAAGGACAAUAUAACUGUAUGAUAAAAGGAAAUGGUACAGGAUAUAACUGGAAAGGACAUUAUCCCACCUCUAUGCAAGAAGCAUUUGCUAGAGGUUUGUUCACACGUCCUUAUGAUAUGCCACAGCCUCUUAAGAAAGGUUGCGUGAUGGCGGAAUAUAUCCAAAGAAAUUACCAGAAUAAAUUUUACGCCAAGGCAAUGAAUCUUGUACAGGUUUUAACUAAAGCUUAUGAUGAUGCAUUGAAGGAAUACGAUGUUUUGAUAAUGCCAACAGUACCUAUUAAACCAACUGCUCUACCAACAGGAAAUGAUGACUUAAAAGAUAAAAGAAGCAAGUCGGCAUGUACAAUGAAAAAUAAUGCGCCAUUUAACGCAACAGGUCACCCGGCUUUAUCGAUCAAUGCUGGGUUUUCCGAAGGGCUUCCUGUUGGGAUGAUGAUUAUUGGAAAGAAGUACGACGAAACAACUAUUCUCAAAGUUGCAAGAGCAUAUGAAAAAAUAAGAGACGAUUAGUUUGAUGUCAGGUAGAAUGAAGAAUAUCUCAAAUUUUUUUUUACGUACAUUUUAGAAAAAAAUAUUUAUAAUAUGUAACUGGACGUAAAUGUAAGAUUAU